AUGUGUGGAAUCAGUUGCAUCGUGGCCUUGGAGGGACGUGCAAAAAGUGGAGGAGCAAGAGACAAGGCGGACAUCGAACGUCGACUAGAAGCCAGCUUCGAGAAGAUCCGUCACCGUGGGCCUGACUCGACUGGAAAAUGGGUCAGUCAAGACGGCAAAGUGGCUCUUGGCCAUGUACGACUUGAGAUCAACGACCUGAGCUCUUCCGGUAGCCAGCCCUUGCACUCGGCCGACAAUACGCUUCACUCGGUGGUGAAUGGUGAGAUCUACAACUACGAAGAACAUAGGCAGGACAUGGAGGAGAAGCUGAACUACAAGUUUCAGGGCACAUCUGACUCGGAACUUGUCUUGGCUCUAUACAAAUACUAUGGACUCUCAUUCUUGUCGAAGAUUCGUGGAGAGUACUCCAUCUGUCUGUAUGACCAGGAACGCGAGCUUUUCUUAGCAGUCAGAGAUCGUUAUGGUAUCAAACCCCUAUUCUGGACCAUUCAGGACGGUGAGCUCAUGUUGGCUGCUGAGAUGAAAGCUUUCUUGCCAAUGGGCUGGCAGCCAGAAUGGGACGUCAAGAGCAUUGUGGGUGGUGACUUCCAAAUAGCUAGUGCUACUAUCUUCAAAGGAGUGCAGAAAGUAAGACCUGGUCAUGUGCUCAUGUGCAGGUCCUUUGGCACGGUACAUGAGCAACAAUACUGGGACUCUGAAUAUCCUGACAAAAACGUCAAGGAUCCUCGCUCAGAAGAAGAGAUGAUACAAGGAGUCCGCGAACGACUACUUGACUCGAUCAGACAAAGAUUGAAAGCUGAUGUCAAAGUUGGUGUCUCCUUGAGUGGUGGUAUUGAUUCCAGUGUCGUCGCCGGGAUGGUCAAUCACCUGAUGCGCGAAGGUGCCAAGAUUGGUGCGGAGUCGGAGAAUGAGCGGCUCAGUUGUUUUGGCAUUGCUUUUGAUGAAGACAGUGGUUUUGACGAGUCAAUUACGGCUAAUCGUACAGCUGACUUCCUAGGUGUCAAGUUCUACAAGAAACAUAUGAACGAGCAGGAACUCGCUAACAGCUUUGAGGAUGCCACAUGGUUGGACGAACAACCGAAUCCAGACCUCAACUUCAUUGGCACCUACGCUUUGUCGAAGCUGUUCCAAGAAAAAGGGUUCCGGGUCAACAUCAACGGUCAGGGCUCCGACGAGAUAUUCGGUGGCUACAACAUCUUCCUGCCAGACUUUCUGCGAGAACCGGAUCAUACCUUCAGUGGAGCUGCGAUACCAGACGAGGUUCGUGUACGAGCUCUCGACGAAGCAGAGAGCAAGCUGAACGAGGUCUACGGUGGUCGGCUAGACCUUAAGGGUACCUCUGUUGCACGUCGACAGCUCAACAACACGUUGACGCCGGCACAGAUGGCUGCUGCGUUUCCACCCUUGCCCUUCAAGGAAGAUUUCCUCCCAGCUAACAACAAGGUGGAUGCGUGUCUGACUUAUGCUGAGGGAGUCCAUGGUACUAUGCUAGAACGCGUUAACAGCAGAUGGCACCCACUUCACACAGCAGAGUACAUCUUCACCAAAGCACAUUUGCAGAACCUUUUACUUUCCAAUCUCGGCGACCGAGGAGAAAUGGCACACUCAAUCGAAGGACGAACUCCAUUCCUCGACCAUAAACUCACAGAAUAUGUCAACCACCUCCCACCAAGCAUGAAGAUCCGACGAAACGCCCACGGUGACUGGAUCGAGAAGUACGUGCUGCGGGAGGCCGGCAAGCCGUUCAUCACUCAAGAGAUCUACGAGAAAAAGAAGCAUCCCUAUAGUGCACCAGUACAAUUUCCCAAAGGAGGUCCUUUGUACAACCUCUUGAAACGUCUUGUCACCGAAGAGAACGUUUCCAAACUUGGCUUCCUGGAGACCAAAGGACUGGCCAAAGUUGUUGAUGAUGCAUUUGAGUCAAAGCAUAUGCCUACUUUCAGACUGGCCAUAUGUCUUGCACAAUGGAUUGUGUUGCAACAGCGCUUCGGAGUGGCAAAGGCUGUGAGUGAGAAGACUAUCCUUACCAACAACUUGGAUAGGACUACGAGCCGAGAAGGUGCAAACCUGAUGCUUGGAUAA
This is a messenger RNA of Lithohypha guttulata, 2082 nucleotides long. RefSeq lists its product as uncharacterized. Gene Ontology annotation, cellular component: cytosol. The record is from RefSeq and is a predicted model, not a curated record. NCBI's taxonomy places the organism in Eukaryota, Fungi, Ascomycota, Eurotiomycetes, Chaetothyriales, Trichomeriaceae. The transcript has a single exon. The coding region runs from base 1 to 2082 and encodes 693 amino acids. Gene Ontology annotation, molecular function: asparagine synthase (glutamine-hydrolyzing) activity.